This is a messenger RNA of Ostertagia ostertagi, 1440 nucleotides long. The record is from the annotation of a GenBank genome assembly. Lineage: Eukaryota; Metazoa; Nematoda; Chromadorea; Rhabditida; Trichostrongylidae.
AUGCAGAGCCAAACACCGAAACUCGAGAUCGGUAAGUCUGCCGAAGAAGGAGAGAUGGCCUGCCUCUCGAAAUCCUUAGGUUUUCAGCGUGAAGUGAUUUCGAUCCAUGUUGGACAAGCCGGAGUACAAAUGGGCAAUGCUUGUUGGGAGCUGUACUGUUUGGAACAUGGCAUCCAGCCGGAUGGUAUCAUGCCUGAAGAUGAUACUGUUGGCCUUGAGGACGACUCAUAUAACACAUUUUUUGCUGAGACAAUGUCUGGCAAACAUGUGCCGAGGGCUAUAAUGGUGGACCUGGAACCGACACCAAUCGAUGAGAUCCGCACCGGUACCUACAAACUUUUAUUCCAUCCGGAACAAUUGGUGACCGGUAAGGAGGAUGCGGCGAACAACUACGCCCGUGGUCACUACACCAUUGGCAAAGAACUCAUCGACGUAUGCAUGGAUCGAAUCCGACGACUAGUGGAAGCAUGCAAAGGACUGCAGGGUUUCCUCAUAUUCCAUUCGUUUGGGGGAGGUACAGGCUCAGGAUUCACAUCACUUCUUAUGGAACGGCUAUCGGUUGAUUACGGCAAGAAAAGUAAGCUGGAAUUCUGCAUCUACCCAGCACCGCAGGUUUCCACAUCGAUGGUUGAACCGUAUAAUUCCAUUCUCACCACUCAUACCACUCUUGAGCAUUCGGACUGUUCCUUCAUGGUGGACAACGAAGCCAUUUAUGACAUAUGCAGACGAAAUUUGGAUCUUGCUCGUCCCACCUACACAAAUUUGAAUCGUCUCAUCGCUCAGGUGAUCAGCUCCGUCACAGCUUCGUUACGUUUCGAUGGCGCUUUGAAUGUCGACUUGACUGAAUUUCAAACUAAUCUCGUACCGUAUCCACGCAUUCACUUCCCUCUGACCACCUACGCACCAAUCAUCUCUGCAGAAAAGGCAUUCCAUGAGCAGAUGACGGUCGGCGACAUCACGCAGCAAUGUUUCGAGCCUGGAGCCCAAAUGGUGAAGUGCGAUCCUCGACGAGGAAAGUACAUGGCUUGCUGUCUGCUUUUCCGCGGCGACGUGGUACCAAAGGAUGUGAAUGCGGCCAUAGCGGCUGUGAAAACAAAACGUACAAUUCAGUUUGUGGAUUGGUCACCAACUGGUUUCAAAGUUGGCAUUAACUACCAGCCACCAACGGUGGUACCAGGAGCCGAUCUCGCCAAGCUGCACAGAGCAGUGUGCAUGCUUUCCAACACUACCGCCAUUGCUGAAGCUUGGGCAAGACUCGAUCACAAAUUUGACCUGAUGUAUGCGAAGAGAGCCUUUGUGCACUGGUAUGUCGGAGAAGGAAUGGAAGAGGGAGAAUUCAGUGAGGCUCGAGAAGAUUUGGCAGCUCUUGAAAAAGACUACGAAGAGGUGGGAAUCGAUUCGUCUGAAGGUGAAGAAGAAGACGAAUACAGUCAAUACUGA